Messenger RNA from Micromonas pusilla CCMP1545, 10521 nucleotides. RefSeq names its product VSP and egf-like extracellular domain-containing protein. Bases 1 to 10455 code for a protein of 3484 amino acids. The record is from RefSeq and is a predicted model, not a curated record. The transcript has 17 exons. Gene Ontology annotation, molecular function: guanyl-nucleotide exchange factor activity. Lineage: Eukaryota; Viridiplantae; Chlorophyta; Mamiellophyceae; Mamiellales; Mamiellaceae. Gene Ontology annotation, cellular component: cytoplasm.
AUGUCCUCCGACGACGCGCGGAGGCGACGCGCGGAGGCGACGCGCGGAGGAGAUCACCCCCCUCGAGGAGAUGCGCGGCAGGAGGAAACAUGCGGCGGCGCGACGCACCGCGAGCGUUCGGCGCCCCCAACGCGCGCCGCCGCGAGGACGCGUCAAACGGCGCACGACGAAUCCAUCGCGUCGUUCGCGUCGAAGAAGUCCUCGCGCGCGUCGCCCCCGCGCCGCUCGAGUCGGUCAGUCGGUCGGGACGCGCCGGAGAGAAAGUCCUUAAGGAUCGGCGUUCACCACGCGAACGGGGUCGUAUGGGAACCAGUGUGGCGCCGCUCGCUCGUCGCGCGCGCCCUCGUCCUCGCGACGUGCGUCCUCGUCCUCGCGGGAGCGGUCCCUACCGUCGGGGCUGGGCUCGAAAAACAUCAGUACAUGGGCGCGGGAUUGCAGCACACGUGCGUCGUGCUCGACGACGGCAGGGCGGCGUGCUGGGGUGAAGCCGGGUCCGGAAAACUGCUAGGUUCAGGAGGCCCCGACGGCACUUGCGACUUCGGCACCGUGGACGGCACAGACGGCGGACCGAUCCUCACCGUCAAGAGCGUCUCCGUCGGAUACGAGCACUCGUGCGCCGUCCUCAGCAACGACUGGGUGAAGUGUUGGGGGAGACAGACGUCUACAGGUAAUCGACUCGGCUGUGGUUCCGAUUGCAACUGGAUUUCAACGACUGGUGUUGGGAACAGCUAUCCGUACGUGAAAUUUGCAGAUGCAACAAAAGGCCCUUUCUUGGCGAAGGAGGUUGUCGCCGGAGCCAAGCACUCGUGCGCGAUCACGACGGGUGAUGAAUUGUAUUGCUGGGGAAAGAAUAACGACGAGCAAGCCGACCCCGCGAGUACUGCUAUAGACUCCAUCGAUGUUCCGACGGCUAAAAUUAUCUUUAAUGCACCACAAGUUAGCGUGGGCCGCAGGCUUUCACAGUCGGUAGUCACGUACAAGCCUGUGAGCGUCUCGCUCGGGUGGUCGCACACGUGCGCGAUUUUAUCACCCUCAGACGACGGGAAUCCAGUCGUGAGGUGUUGGGGGAGCAAUAAUCGUGGGCAACUCGGUCAUACAAAUAGUCCUCAUACUACUAGUACGGGAGCACCUACAGGGUAUAUACUGAGCCGCGAUGACGUGAACUUUGGCGGUGGUCGUCACGCGGUUCAAAUCGUCGCCGGAUACGAAUCCAAUUGCGCACUUCUCGAUAACACCGAGGUGAUGUGCUGGGGAAAUGGGGAUAAUGGACGACUGGGCAACGGUGCUACGGGUGACGUAUCUUCACCGGGAGUGUCGGUGGGUUGUACCUCGGGGCAGCUCGAUUGCAUGACUUCAAGCUUGAAGGCGAAAAGUUUGUCCUUGGGCACGGCGAGCGCGAGACAUUUCUGUGCCAUCGAGAAAGAAUCGGAGACGGUCAAGUGUUGGGGUCACAACGAUAGAGGACAGCUCGGGAUCGCCACCUCCACAGCGUUUUCAUCAACGCCUGAGGAGGUCGACUUGAAAUUGUUAAAAAGCACGGACGACGCGACUCUGGCCGCGAGCAUUGUCGAUUUGACGAUCAGCGGCGGACCUUGGGCGUCCGCCGACACGUGGUCGACGGAGGAAGCGGAUUUGUACGAGACGGACCAGAAGGUGAUGUACCUGGUAAACGGCGAAGUUCACACGUGCGCUAUACUCGCAGAUUAUUACACCAUCAGAUGCUGGGGCCGUAACGAUAGGGGGCAACUUGGGGAUGGCACGACAGACGACUACAGCACGCUGGCCACGGACGCCACCCAAUACACCAAGUACGUGAACCUGGGUUACGAAGCGAUAAAUCGCCGCACGCCCGGUCGAAUACCGAGGUAUCACAACAGCUUGUGUACGUGUCGCGUUGCGACGUGCAAGCCCAGUAACUUGCAGCCGGCGACGAAGUGGCACACGUGCGGCGAUUACAGCGACACGGACGAGACCAUCGAUGACAACGUCUACGUCUCCGGAGGCACCGUGCAAACACUCGACUUUUCCAGUGUCGUGACCUUUAACGGUCGCGUGGAGUUGCUCGACGCGGACGCGCUCGUGAGCGUGGACUUUUCGAACGUCGUAUCGAUCCGCGAGUUCUUGCACGUGCGCGAAAACGACGAGUUGACUUCGUUCGCCAUGGACAAGUUGAUGACCGUUGGGAGCGGCGACUCCGCCGCGCACGGCAUCGAAGUGCGUUUCAACGAUGUCCUCUCGAAAUUUAGCUUCGCCGCGUGGACCAAAGAAAUUUACGCACCUCUGCUCGAGCAAGCCAACGGGCACAUGAUCGUCGGCGGCGAGGAUAAAAACUCGGCCGGCGUACUGAAAUCCGACCCCUCGACGAUAUCAGUAACCUCGUUGUGCUCGUGCGAUAUACCACAAUUAGUGGGUUGUGAGAGGGUGUGCGGAACGUACAACGACGACGAGGCCAAGUGCAAUGCGUUAAGUGUAAGAAGUCCUCCUAAUUUCGAUGGACCAAAAUGGUGCGUUUGGCGUGAGGGUAAAUGUCAGUCCAACGUCCUUAUGUCGCCGUGCCCGAGACCGGGUGAAUCUGCGCAGGAAAGGGGAACAACUCAGGGUACGUUCGACUAUUGUCAGCGUGGCAACCAUUUCUACGACGGCGCGAUCGGUGCAGAUGUAGGACGUCGGACGAUCCCGAGAACUUCUUCCGAUCUCGAUAUGACAUCAGGCAUAAUCGAAGUGUGUGCCAGGGACGUGAUCGAUACGGCGACCACCAUCCUCGCCGGAGAAGACGUCGCGCCGGAGGACGACGCGUGCAAAGCCAACAACGGCGGCUGUUCCGAUCUCGUGUCGUGCACGCCCGGCGUCGGCGGUGUCGUCCACUGCGGCGCGUGCCCGCAAGGGUACUCUGGAAACGGCGUCGUCUCCUCGCCGGCGAGCGACUCCGCGCCUGCGAACGGAUGCGCGGACGUGAACGAAUGCUCGGAGGACAACGGCGGGUGCGGCGACUCCGUCGCGUGCGUGAACACGGAGGGAGGUCGCGUGUGCGGGGCGAGCACCAGCGGGGGCGAAUGCUUCGUGAACUACGGAGGGUGCGACCCUCUCACGACGUGCUCGGAUCCCGACGACGACGCGACGAACGGUAACGCCCAGUGCGGAGUCUGUCCCAGCGGAUAUUAUUCCCUCGCGAGUGGGAAAUGCGCGCGAGACGACGCGUGCGCUUCCUCUCCGUGUUCCGCCGGCACGACGUGCACGCCCGACGCACCUCCUGGCGUCAGCUACACGUGUGUUGAUGCGUGCGUUGGCGGCGAGUGCGGGGGGAAGUGCCCGCAAGGCAUGAAAGGCGACGGCCAAACGUGCACGCUGUGCACGAUGUCCGCGAGCAUCACGGGCGUCUCUACCGUAGAGAGCGGCACGAUCGCGAGAGGGUUGCAGAAUAAGAUCGUCACGAACAUCGUGUACAUGGAUCCGACGUGCACGAACGACCAAGGGUACGGAUUUCUGUGGAGAAUCGUCGACACGAGCGACGGAAGUCAAAUCGCGCUCGAAGAGUCGACGACGAAAUCAAACACGCGGCAGCUCUUUCUGCCGCCGCGAACCUUGCCCGAGGGAAGGACGUACGCGAUUCGCUUCGACACGUUCAGCAAAGGCAACCCGGCGAUCGCCGCGUCCGCGAACGUGAUCUUAUUCGUGAAGGCGUCCCCGCUCGAGCCCGUCGUCGAGGGCGGGUCGUUAGUCCCCGACGGCGUCGUCUUCGCGCUCGGCGUCGCGUUCACGCUAGACGCGUCGAAAUCCAUCGACCCCGACGAAGAGAGCAACCCGUGGUCGUACCAGUGGGAGUGUAUCAAAACCGGCGCAUCGGGGAACACGAUCGGGGGAACGCCGUGCGGGAGUCACGGCGCCGCGGCGUGGUCGAACUUCGCGCCCCCGGUCGCCGGGUACUACGCCUUCCGAGUCACCGUGUCGAAGGGGGUCAGAUCCGCGACGGCGACGCGGUACGUCCACGUCGUGAACGGCGCGCCGAACUCGCCGAGCGUCUCGAUCGCGCCGAUUCCGGGCGGAGUCGUGAACGCGGGAUCGCGCGCGCGUCUGUCCGCGACGGUGACGUCCUCCGCUUCGAGCGAGACGAGGACGAUGGCGUGGACGGCGAAAAGGUACGCGUUGACGACCGCCGGCGCGAUCGACGUCGCGUCGGCCGUGACCGUCGACCUCGACGCCGCGGGCUUCCUCGCGAUCGAUAGCACGACGACGUCCAAGCUCGUGUUAGCCCCCCACGCUCUCGGUAGAGACGGCGACACGCUGUAUUCGUACGCGUUCGCUAUCGACGUGUCGGACGCGAACGGCGCAGCGAAGGCGUCGAUCGAUUUGCGACGGAACGUUUCGCCAGUCGCGGGCAUGGUCGUCGCGCUUCCCGCGAAGGGCGUCGCCGCGCAGACGACGUUCGCGAUCGCCGUCGGCGAUGGAACGCUCGACCCGGACGGCCAUUUGCCACUGAUGAUACGCUUCACCGCGCUCGUCAAGGGCGCGCCCGCGCAUCAAUCGCGCUUGCUUCAAGACUACAGCCCGCGGACGACGUGGAAAGGCACGCUGCCGGGGGGAUCUAGAGACCACGGAUACGUCGUCACCGUGUCCGCGCAGGCGAUGGAUAAACUCGGCGCGGUCUCACCCGCGAAAUCCGUCGACGUCGUCGUGGAAUGGCCGACGCUGCCGUCGGAGCGCGCGGUGACCGAUGCGAGCGCGGAGAAGCUCGCGGCGGCGGAGUCAGCGUUUUUGAACGGCGAGUCCGAGACCGCGCUGUCGCACAUCGCGAACGCGUGCGAUCAGAUGCUCGACUUCAAAGAAACGCAGAGUCGCCGGCGUCGACGCGGCCGCGCGCUUCUCGAGUCGUCGUCCGUCUCCGCGUCGUCGCCGUUUAACGACCCGUGCGCGCCGCAGUCGGACAUGCGGGACCGAGCCAAACAAAGAAGUCGGAUGAUGAAUCUCACGGAGUCCGCGAAGAAGACGAUGCCGUCGUCCGACUCGUUCGCGAGCGGCAUCGCGGACGUGGCCCGUCGAAUCCUCUCGGACCCGUGCGAAUCCACGCCGGAGACGCGCGGUAAGGGCGUCGACCUCGUGGACACGUUGCUCGCGGACGCGGAGGCGAAUAAGGAUUUGUCCAUGAGCGAGGAGGUGAGCGUCAACGCGUUGGGCGCGCUGUCUUCCGCGGUCGCGCCCGCGGUGCCGGGGUACGGGGAUAAAAACGCCGCGCUGACGUACGCGAAGGCGACGGACGCGGCGAAGACGAUGAUGGCGCGAUGUCUCGAUCGCACGGUGGAGGGCGAGCCGACGAUCAGCGUCGUGUCGCCAGAGAUGGAAAUCAACGCGCGGCGCGCGGCGACGGCGGCUACCGGGACGGAUAGCGCCGUCGCCUCCGUCUCCGGCGCGUCCACGGUCAACGUGUCGAACGACGUGCUGCGCGCUCAGGGCGGGGGCGGGGAUACGAUGGACAUUAAACUGCUGUCGAUGAACUUCGACCCGCACGCGUUGAAUCAGCAGAGCUCGUCCUACGGCUUGAACGGCGCGACCGAGACGUUGUACGUCGCGAGCGUCAGCGGCGACAUCGAGAUCAUCUUGCGACACGCGCGCGUCGCCGCGACGGAGUCGCUCGUCGUGUCGUCCGUCGGCGCGGGCGCGGCGGACGUGGAGAUACGCGAUCCCGCGAAACCGGUGGAGUGGAAGCUCGCGGUUCGCCGCGCGCGACCCGGGGCGGACACGUGCGCGGCUGGAGGAGGAGGAGGACGCGGACCGACGAGAGGCGGCGGGGACAAGUACGCGUGCAGAUUUUUCGACGCCGCGAAGGGCAGGUACGAGACCGACGGCUGCGCGACGCUACCGAACCCGCUCCCUCGCGGCGCGCGCGCGGCGUGGAUCGAAGGCGCGGCGGAGAACACCGCGGCGUUUCAGAGCGCGGGGUACGACUACUCGCGAACGCACGCGUCGUUUCUGUGGAAACUUGACGGCGCCGAGACGUUUUUGAACGGAUGCGAGGAGCGCGAGGUUCGAGGCGGCGCGAUGCGCAUGCGGUCGUGGACGGGCAAGAACUGCGUCGCGGAAGAUCCAAACAACGCGUUCGGUUGUUAUUGGCGGUACGACGCGCAAGCGUUUGAAGGAUGCGGUUGCGUCGUCGCGGCGGCGGCGACGUGCCUGUGCGAUCGCGUCGCCGACGUGACCGUAUCCGAGUACAAGAUCGACACCGUUUCCCUCGACGAGCUCACGUCUCUUUCCACCGGGGACGUUCUGAACACGUGGCGCGUUCUCGCCGUCGUCGGCGGGAUGUUCUUCGGGUCCUUGCUCUUGGCGUCCGCGCUUCACUUGAGAGCGACGCUCGGCAAGCGAAGGCUGCUCAGACGUCUCGUCGACCCCGCGAAAAAUCGCGACUUGGGUUUCGCCGUCGUCCAACGCGUUUGGACGUGGCACAUCGACGUCCAAGAGAUGCAGUUCAUGUUCAACGCCACGCACCGCGCGAACGACGAAGACGCCGUCGCCGCCGCGCUUCUCGCUUCUCACGACGCCAAAGGCGACUACGACGCGGCGGCGGCGUCAAAGUUGGAGACGCGGAGGCGGAUGCUCGAACUCGAACGCGAGGGCGUCGAAGGCGACGCCGCGGCGGCGGACGUCGCGCGCGCGGUCGAACGCCGCGUGGAGGAGUAUAAACGCGGGGCUCGAACGAUCGCGGGGUUGCCCUCGUGCGAAAAGAUGCCCACGGACCGACUCGUCGCCGCGGGGGUGGACCCAGAGGCUGUGGACCGCGCGACGACGGAGUUGGACGCGGAGAUCGACGACGCCGUCGGCGCCGACGUCGUGACGCGCGGCGGUCGCGUCGGCGUCGAAGUGUACGCGCGCGGAGGGCGAACGUUUUACGAGCUGUCGACGGCCGAAUCGUUCGAGUCGUCGGAGGCGAGAGGAACGCGCGUUCACCAAACGGCGCGGGCGGCGACCCGCGACGCGAGAGAAGAAGAUGGCACAGAAAUAGAAGGGCCCGGGGACGAACGAGAAGCGCGUAUGAGCAAACAGUCCGCCGCCGCCCGAGCCGUCGUCGAGGCUGUCGAGAUCUCGGAGGAGGCUCCGAGUCGCUCCUCGAGGGGGGACGCGGGACUCGUUCCCGUGAAGCAAAGACGCGGCUGGGCGCCGCGUGUGUUCGCGGCUUCGGAGGAGGAGGCGACGACGACGACGAGACCGCUUCUCGCACGAUCCCGUUCGUGCGGCGCGCGCCGUUCCUUGAGGACUUUUACCAGCCGUAAAGGAGACGGCGACGACGAGGGAGUGACCGCGAUGAACGAGAAGCGAGCGGGUCGCUCGAACGCGCCUCCGGAUUCGGCUCCGAUGACGUUCGCGAAGAUCCGGAAGAUCUCUCGACGCGAAGGCGAAGGCGGCGGGAUGACGUGGCGUCGGUUUUCGAGUCGUCGUCCGCCGCCGCCGCCGGAGAAAAUAACCGCCGCGGCGCUUCCGGUCGCGACGCGAAACGGCGAGACGUUUUGCAAAGCAUGCGGUCUCCCGUACGUCCGAUUCCUCAUCGCGUUCCCGAUGGAGCAAUUCCGAAAGAAACUCAAGGAAUGGCGCGACGACCGGAACAUACAUAACACCGAAAUCACCGCGGUCCUGCCCUUCGGUAGAGCCGUCGGCACCGCGAUGGCGUACGCCUACCUGGACGUGAACAACGUCGUCUCGCACGACGAAAUCGGUCGACGGAAGUACGACGCCGCGCAGCUCCCGUGGUACCUCCCCGACGGCCUCACGUUCCCGACCCUCGUGGAGGAGUUCAAACUGAUGAUGACGAACAACCUGAAGAAGGUCGGGUGGACGCGACGCGCGAUGCUGUGGAACAUCGUGUCGUUACGAGGCAAAGACGGCGGGUGGUCCCCCACCGACGCGCUCGCGGCGGCGUUGAAAGCCGCGGGCCCGCCCACCGCGUGCGCGUCCAUGCCCGCGACGGGUAGCGACGCGCCGACGCUGAAGAGCCAUCACGACGCCGCGGUGUUAACGCGCGGUGUCCCACUCGAGCUCGCGAAAGCCGCGCGCGAUGUCGGUUGGAGGAGGGUGGAGAGGACGUGGUGCACGCUGCUCGCGUUGGCGGCGUGCGAAAUAUACGAGUUGGGAUGGGUCGUAAACCCGUGGGACGAAUCGUUCGAGCCGUACGACAUCGCGCAGCACGGGUGGACGUUCGUUCAGAAGAACCUCGCGGGAACGUCCCCGGAGAUGGCGGACGCGGUGUUGCGCGGGAGAAACGCGGCGAAAAUUGCGGUCACGGCGUGGCGCGAGUCGCAUUCGGACGCGAUCGAAGGGUUACGCGAGCGGCGGAUCGCGGAGGCGGCGGAGAAGAAAAAAGACGAAGAAAAAAAAACGCGUCCGAUCGUCGUCGUCGCCCUCGCGGCGAUUUGGUUCUGGCUCACGCGUCCGAUGCUCUUCGCGCACGCGGCGUGGGCGUUCUUGAAGUUCAUCGUACACGCGUACUGCGAAGCGCACAUGUUCUUCAGGGCGUUUCUCGCGCCGGCGACGGCGCAAUUUACGGGCGCGCAGCGCCUCUUCGUGCAGUCGUCCAUCUACCUCAUGGGACUGCUCAUCUGCGUGUGGAUGUAUUCGAGCCGCGCGACGCAGUGUUGCGUCGCCGUGCGCGAAGCGCUCGGGUGCACGCCGAACAUCAUGGACGCGUGCAUAAACGUCGAUCCCGGGGAAGGGUGCGUCGUGUUGAUGCGCGCGACGAGACGGUUGCUCCCGCCGAAGUGGAAGUGCGACGCGUUCCCGGUGAGAGGCAACCUCCGGCACACGUUCGCGGUGAUCGGGAUUCAGGUGAUCAUAUCGCUCCCGACGCGUUUCGUCCUGAGCUCGUUGUUCGCGUUGGGCGGCGCCAGCGUCUCCGCGCCGCACUACAAGGAAUCCGUGAUGAAGGCGGGGAUGAACACCGCGGAGGUUUUAGCCUCGUGGUGUGAAUCCUUAUACGAGUUCGUCACAAACGCGGGAUCGGGCGCGCCCGCGGCGAGCGAACGCGGGGGGACGUUCGGGGCCGCGGUGAAGCGUACGCUCGAGAUGUGCGGGUUGUACCAGAGCGCUCGCGCGACGUCGAAGGCGGUGUCCUCCACGUGCAAAGGUGCGCCACGAAGGAAGUACCGUACCGUCGAGGAGAUAACGGGCGAGAUCGAGGCGCUCGCGCGAAGCGCCGACGUCGCGACGACGGACCGGGACGCGCCUCCAUUUGUGCGGCGGAGCAGAGCUGUUGAUUUCCAUUUUUUCGACGGCUCAGAAUCUUUCGUGAAACCGUGGGCCCAUAUGAAGAUCGGCGAAGACAAGGAGGUCGCGUUCGGCGGCCAUCACGUGACGAAGCCGUUUAAAGACGACACUUCGCGGUUGGAGGAAGGAGUAGACCGCGAACACGUGGACGACGACGCCGGUGGUAAAAGCCGGCAAAAGGAGGUCGUCCUUCGCUGGAUCGCAUCCCAAGAGAAAGACGCGGUGCGUCGCGCGACGCGUACGUUCUCGCAAGAUGAUAUGAGAUCGGAGCGCAGGAAAUACCUUCGAAGAGUUAAAACGAGCUCCUCGCGCGUGUUGAAGCUCGCGUGGUGCCUCUUCGCGCUGUACUGGCUCGUGUGCUGCUACCUCAUCAUCGUCUACGGCGUUUUGAUAUAUCGAUACAUGGGCGCCGGGGAGGAGGGUGCGUACAUCACGACGUGGGGGAUGACGUUUUUGCUCGUCAACUUUGGUCUCUUAUCGUUGGUGAUCGUCGGAAGGAAAGCGUUCUACAAGACGUUCUACAACACCUGGCGAAAAAUGUUCACGCCGCAUUUCGAGCUGAACGCGUGGUACGAAGCGUACCUCGAACGCGUCGGCGGCGUUUUACUCGAGCGCAACGCGGACGGCUCGAAGGCUGCCGCCGCCAUCGCGCCGAGAGGCGCCAGCGCGAAAGUCGCGCCGAUACCACCAGCGCCGGCACCGCCGCCGCAUCUCCCGCCGCCACAUACCGAUCAAGGGAACGACGACGAUUCGUUCGUGCCGUUGCCGAUCGAUUCCAUAGUGAAGACGCGCUGGAAAGCGGCGAUGACUUCCGCGAGGGCGCACGCGAACCUCAACGUCGCGAUGGACUUCGCAUCUUUGUCGCGCGAGCGCAUGCGUAGAACUAUCGAGGCCGCGGAGGUGCAGCACGCGACGACCCUUCGGUUGCUUCACGGAGUCGAGGUGAACGACGCCGACGUCGACACCGCUACCAUCGUGCAAGACGAUUUGCUCGAGAUGGUCGCGGAGUCACAUAGGGCGCUCGAGAGGAUGAAAGUUAUCGAGGGCAAUAUCGAGGGCGAACGUGAAGAGGCGCGGAAAAAGCUGUUGAAGCGAUUGGGGUCGAAACAGGCUGAUGAAAACGGAGACGGCGACGACGGCGACGACGGCGACGACGGCGACGACGGCGACGACGGCGAAGAAAGACGCGCUCCAGUCGCGGAUGACUGAGCUGCGGGCGAACUUGAAGGCGAAGAAGAAUUAGUUGACUUUAAUGACUACCUUAACGUUGUAGCU